This is a messenger RNA of Exaiptasia diaphana, 4218 nucleotides long. RefSeq names its product adult enhancer factor 1. The transcript is spliced from 2 exons. Bases 1104 to 2423 code for a protein of 439 amino acids. Gene Ontology annotation, molecular function: RNA polymerase II cis-regulatory region sequence-specific DNA binding; DNA-binding transcription factor activity, RNA polymerase II-specific. Gene Ontology annotation, biological process: regulation of transcription by RNA polymerase II. Gene Ontology annotation, cellular component: nucleus. NCBI's taxonomy places the organism in Eukaryota, Metazoa, Cnidaria, Anthozoa, Actiniaria, Aiptasiidae. The record is from RefSeq and is a predicted model, not a curated record.
UUCAAUAACAUUUUGAAUCGACCCUCUCCGUUAAGUUAGCAUUUUUCCGUAACCCGAACCCGUUACCGAGAGCCCCAGACCAUCGCAAAACCUCUAAGACCUCCAACACUCUCAACUCACAUCAAUAAAGCUUCAAAAUCGAAUUAAMCUCAAGACAGCUUUAUCCCUAAUGUACAUAGCAAAAACGCCAAGUAGCGUUCUCUAUUUGGAACCUAACUGUGUUUUAAAAAUUAAACUUGCGAAAAUCAAAAUACAAACAGAGACGAAAAAACUCGAAUACCGUUGAGUUGAGUGGGGCUGUCACUCUAACCCCGCAUUCUUUACUUGCACUAAAACAGUUAGGAAAAAAAACCUUUGGUGAUGUAUUGUUCAUUGUGAUGUAAUUACAGAAACAUAAGAGGCAGGCGCAAAGUCAUGUGAAACAAAAGGUUCAGUUCAGCCCGUGUCGUGUAAGAAUUAUUGUGCUUAUUAUAUGUGAAUGACACCAUCAUGGCAUUUGUUGACGCACCGUUUAAUUGGCUAGAAGAAAACAAGACCACUCCUAACCCGGGAUUAUUAUGGUGUGCCAUUUAAAACGCUUCAUCCUUCAGCACUCGAUCUGUCAGCAAAGCUUUCAUCUCAAUUUUCAAGACUUUUAAGCACACACUAUGUGUGCACCUCACGAGAUCCAAAGCCUAAACAAAUGAAAGCGAAUUCGGAAUUUCGCAUUGGAUUUGUCGGGCUGUCAAUUAAGCGGGAUUUCUAUUCUUGGCCUAAUGUUUGUUGUAUCUUGUGAUUUUCAUUGUAGGCCUUUGAUAGCAGUGAAUGGGUUACAACGAAUGAUUGAUUGCUGUUGUACAUUAUAAAUUAAUUAACAUUGUUUGCUGGGAAACAAUAUAUCUGACGAUCACACCCCCUCUUAGUCCGGCAACAGCAUAUCACCACUGUCGCAAAUCUAACGGUCUCACUACAGUUCUGUCUCUAGUUCGUGCGGCGACAGCUCUCUGAUGAAAACGCAACACAAGAAUAUCUGACAAGACGAACCACUCGACAACCACAUGGUUACUAACUACUAGUAAAUCUACUUCAGCUGAAAAUACGAAGUCUGCCGGAAUAAAUUCAAGAUGCCAAAAUCUUUUCUGGUCAAGAAGAAGAAACCUCGACGGAACUCUGAAUCCGGCGACGCUCCAGCUCAAGAAGUUGACGUUCAAAGCKCCGGGGAAUGUACAUCUAGAGCUGAAAGCGAUGAAGAAGACCUACAGAGUGAACUCAGCGAAGAAGAGAACGAACUGAAAGAACUUGACAUAGACGCUGAAAGCCCAAAACAAGACAACAGGUCGCCAAAUCCAACUCCCGAGAACAUCUCAGAAAACCAGAAUGACAUAGAAAUGACAGAAGAGUCUGAAAUCGAAAAGACGAACAAUAACGAACAAAAGGAAAAGAUUUUACAUGAAAAAGACUUUGAAAUGAACGGUUAUCGAGAUUAUUGGAUUUCACGGGUWGACAGACUUCCACCGCCUCCUAAGCUCAUCAGCUGCCCAAUGAGGCUCGACAAUGGACUUUCAGGGAAAAUUCGCCCGGUUCCCGAACCAUCCCUUGAAAACGGGAUACCAGGGAAAGUUUGCGGGCUACCGGAAAUACCAUUGGAAAACGGGAUUUCCGCGAAAUUACGUGGGCUGCCUGAGCCACCGUUAAGUCYUCUUCCUCAUGCAUUUAACAGAGUUAAURGUUUUACAUCCCAUAAUUAUCACCAUUUCCUCGCCGAAGCCAUCCAUCCACAGUUUMCGUAUCCCGAUCAUGCGCAGCCGGAAUUUCCGUACCAUCUUCGGAUGCAUUCGGACUGUAGUCGUGACAUUCAAUUAUAUCCUGGUCUCGGUACUUGCGGAGCGCACUUAGGGAGCCCGUUCUUCAUUCCUACACAUCCUUUCGGGUCUUCRCAUCAUGGUGGUGGCUKGUCACCUCUUUCUMCGCUCGACAAACAUCCGAAAAAACUUGGCGAUGGACUGAAAGACGAACAGAGCAAGUACAAAUGUGAAAUUUGUCACAGCUCUUUCUCUCUUCAGAGACUUUUAAACCGRCACAUGAAGACCCAUUCGUUCUACAAGCGAUAUCACUGUCAGUUUUGUGGCAAAGGAUUCAACGAUACGUUUGAUCUCAAGAGACAUAUUCGCACACAUACUGGUAUUAAACCGUUCAAAUGYAGCGACUGCGAGAAGGCGUUUACUCAACGAUGCUCGUUGGAAGCGCACCUUACGCGYGUGCACGGYAUUGUGCAUAAGUAUGGGUUCCGAGAGCGAAGAGAUAAGAUGUAUGUGUGCGAAGACUGUGGGAAAACGUACAAAGAAUGUCCCGAUUACAUGAAGCACAUUCACGAACAACACCCUGAAACCGAGAAGAUCAUUCGUGCGAGAAGAAACGGCUUCGCUAAAAUYAAAGUAUCGUAGUUAAUGCUGAAUAUAACAAUAGGCUAGACCUCGCCCUCGGGCUUGGCAUAGAGUAGACGCUCCCGGGCAUCGGCGUAAUGCUCACCAAGUUCAGAUCACUUGAUUCUCCUUAAAAAACGCCUCCUUGAACAAAGGCCAGAACAUGGUUUUUGUUUGGGAAAGUAUUGGCAGACUCUUAAGUUUUGAUAUCAUAUUUUUUUUAAUCCGUGACUGCGUGGCAUUGCAAAGGGACCAAUGUUACUCGUAGACUGAAAAUGCCAAGCCCAUUUGAUAGGUUGCAAAGGGACCAAUGUUACUCGUAGACUGAAAAUGUCAAGCCCAUUUGAUAGCCAAGGUGAUAUCCAAGCUUAAGGGUUAUUUUGCCACUGGGCUACUGGGUUCUGCUUCCUCCGCAUUCGUUGAUUGGCAGUACGUAAAUAUACAAAAUGUUCUAACCAGGUAAACAAGGUAAACCAACCUUGUGAAAUGGUAAGCCUUGUAAAGUAGCCUCUUGUUUGUCAUGUUUUAUGACAAGCUCUCCAAACCCAGUAAUUCGAUUGCUUGCCAUGGAAAUUUCACUUAGUAUUUUAGUGUACUUAGAAAGUCACAUUGAUUCAUCCUAGAUUAGUUUUGUCAUAUUACUGGUGUUCUCACUCCGGUCCAUGAUUUCAUCAGUUUUUCUGAUUGUGUUGAAAAACUACGCUAAUUGUUCAGCAAUUUCAAAACGUUUGUCUUAGAGAAUUAUGACUAACACUUGUAAAGGUCGAUCAUGCUAAAGGAACCAUUGCUCUCCUGUCUGUUAACUUAUCGCGGAUUGAGGUCAUAUUCACCAAUACCGAUAGUUACUGACUUAUAACAUACAUAUUCUUAUAGUUUUUGUUUACCUUGAAGUAAAUUCUCUUCCACAAGCUUUUUGAAGUAUCAGUAUCAAGCUCAGCUUGUACUAUAGUCAUGUGACUUAUCACGUGAUAGACAGUGUUUCCUAGGGUAACGAACUACAUUCAAUCAUCUCGAAACUAAAAAGAUUUAUAAAGUAUUAAGAUAUCAGAUUAUUUAUUGUUAAUGUUGCGUUUGAAAGAGAAUAUUAUUAUUGAGRCUGUAAAUCAGAUUGUUGUAAAUAUUAUUAAGCCACAAAAGGAAAAUAUUAAGYAUGGAAAAUCCUCUUUUUUACAGAAGGUUUACUUUGGACAAUACUUGAAAAAACAUCAAAAUCUCUACCAUGAGUUUUAAGUUAUGAUUAUUGUGGUAAAGUUUAUUAAUGUUGUAAUUUCUUCCGGCAAUKUUCAAUUCGUUUUAAGAAUUCAGUCGAAUAGUGUAUCCGUACUUUUGUAURCGGUUUUCGUUUCGUUUCUUCUUUUUCUCACUUAUUUUGAGCUCUUUCGCUUGGCUKCGCUUCGUUUUAUUAUGUAAAUUAGCUUUAUACGUGUUUGCUUCSAGCCGUCACUUUUAUUAGCUUUGACAAAUUUUAAGAACUUUAUUUUUGAUAUUAAAAACACAAGUUUAGAUACGAAACACGUCGAUUUGUUUUUAAGUAACUGCAGGCUAGUUAUAUCCAUUGAUUUCRGGAAAACAAAUUUAUGCUUACGUGCUCUUUUAGAAUAAUUAUGAAAUCAGCCAAUCACUUGACRUAGUUUGAAUCACGUGACCAAUUAGGUAAUUGAAAUUUAUGAUCAUGUGAUUAAAUGAGCCAAUAAGGAACAAUGAUUUUCAAGUGAUGUAAUUGAUAGAAUGCUAUUUGACAUUUUGAUGAUUAUAUAAGGAAAUGAUUUUUAUUAUCCGAGAUUUUGCAAAUAAAGUUAUUUAUGYCAUCUUGAAA